This is a messenger RNA of Rhinolophus ferrumequinum (greater horseshoe bat), 810 nucleotides long. Its product is annotated as vegetative cell wall protein gp1-like. Lineage: Eukaryota; Metazoa; Chordata; Mammalia; Chiroptera; Rhinolophidae. Bases 1 to 810 code for a protein of 269 amino acids. The transcript is spliced from 2 exons. The record is from RefSeq and is a predicted model, not a curated record.
AUGCCCACCGUUCCCACAGACACGCAAACCCCUUCCCCUACACACACAUCUCCCACAAACCCCUGCUCUCGGCUCCACAUUCCUACACCUAACACGCUCCCCCCAACAAACUCCCCUUCCUGCGGGUCUCCACGGUCACCUUCGCCAGCCAUCCUUGCCCCAAGCCUAACUUCUCACCCCACGGUGGCGAGGGGCUGCCUUCCACCGAAGACCGACACUCUCAAGCUGGUCUCCCCGCUCCACAUCCUCCCACACACGCACCCUCCCCACUUCCUCGCCCUCGCUUCCCUCUCGGCUCCCGAAAAGCUCUCCCCAACCUCCCCUCGCUCUUCUCCACACCCCCAAACACCUUCACCCCGCCACGGCAGCCUCCCCGCCUCCAGCCCCGAGGCCCAGCCGGGGCAUGUGGGGCAGGCGCCCCCUCUACCGCCCCUCAUGCCUGACCCUGGCCGGAGGCUCCCGCGUCGGUGGGAGCCUCCAAGAAAGGGGUCUGAGGAGGACGACGCUGAACCCGCGGUCCGUCUACUGCUUGCCGCCCCCGGAGCGCUGGGCCCCGGGUUUCCCAGCACCAACUCCAGCGCUCGGGUUCUCCCUUCCCCUCCCCCCACCUAUCUCGCAGCCGAGGGCCCGCCUUCCUUCAGCUCCCCCUCCUCCCUCCGCCCUCCGGCCCGCCCGCCCGCCACUCACCAGCGCGGCUGGUCUGCGAGUGGGGGCGGGGCGGAGGGAGGUGGAAAGGAAGAAGCUGUCCGCGCGAUUGCCAAAUCGAAAACAAUCCGGGUCUCCCACCUCUCGACAUACCGAUGUCCUUAG